CUCUCCCACCUCCCCGCCUCGUCUGCCGCCGCCGCCGCCACCACCACCACCGCCGCCGCCGCCCGAGACUCCAGCAGAGCAGUUAUGGCGGACCCCGCAGCCUCCGCGCCCGCGGCUCCCGCUCCCCCUCCCGCCCAGGCCCCAGCUCCAGAGGCCGCCUCAGCCCGGGCCGCAGCCCACUCCCUGACCCCAGCCCAGGCCUCAGUGCCAACGCCGGCGCCAGCCUCGGACUCGGCCUCGGUGCCGUCCUCAGACUCCGGCCCCGAAGCCGGCUCGCAGCGCCUGCUCUUCUCCCACGACCUGGUUUCGGGUCGCUACCGCGGCUCGGUGCACUUCGGGCUGGUGCGCCUAAUCCACGGCGAGGACUCAGACUCCGAGGGAGAAGAAGAGGGCCGCGGCAGCUCAGGCUGCUCGGAGGCCGGGGGCGCGGGCCACGAGGAGGGCCGGGCCAGCCCGUUGCGCCGCGGCUAUGUGCGCGUCCAGUGGUACCCCGAGGGCGUCAAGCAGCACGUGAAGGAGACCAAGCUGAAACUAGAGGACCGUUCGGUGGUGCCCCGAGAUGUGGUCCGGCACAUGCGCUCCACCGACAGUCAGUGUGGCACAGUGAUAGACGUCAACAUCGACUGCGCUGUCAAGCUCAUCGGCACCAACUGCAUCAUCUACCCCGUCAACAGCAAGGAUCUGCAGCACAUCUGGCCCUUCAUGUAUGGGGACUACAUUGCCUAUGACUGCUGGCUGGGAAAGGUCUAUGACUUGAAGAACCAGAUCAUCCUCAAGCUGUCCAAUGGCGCCAGGUGCUCCAUGAACACAGAAGAUGGUGCCAAGCUGUACGACAUCUGCCCACAUGUCAGUGACUCGGGUCUCUUCUUUGAUGAUUCCUAUGGCUUCUACCCGGGCCAGGUGCUCAUCGGCCCCGCCAAGAUCUUCUCCAGUGUCCAGUGGUUGUCAGGGGUCAAGCCCGUACUCAGCACCAAGAGCAAGUUCCGGGUGGUGGUGGAGGAGGUUCAGGUCGUGGAGCUGAAAGUCACAUGGAUUACCAAGAGUUUCUGUCCUGGGGGCACAGACAGCGUCAGCCCCCCACCCUCUGUUAUCACUCAGGAAAAUCUAGGCAGGGUGAAGCGUCUCGGAUGCUUUGACCAUGCUCAGCGGCAGCUGGGGGAACGCUGUCUGUAUGUCUUCCCAGCCAAGGUAGAGCCAGCUAGGAUUGCCUGGGAAUGUCCAGAAAAACACUGCGCCCCGGGGGAGGGCUCUAUGGCCAAGAAGGUGAAGCGCCUUUUGAAGAAGCAGGUCGUGAGGAUCAUGUCUUGCUCCCCGGACACCCAGUGUGCCCGGGACCAUUCUAUGGAGGACCCCGACAAGAAAGGGGAAGCCAAGGCCAAGAGUGAAACAGGUUCUGCUAGCCCAGAGGAGCCACCUGACAGGUCUGCCAGCCCAGUGGAGAUGCAGGAUGAGGGCCCUGAGGAGCCCCAGGAAACCGGCCAGCCACUGCCUCCCUUCCUGCUGAAGGAGGGUGGGGAUGAUGGGCUGCACUCAGCAGAGCAGGAUGCGGAUGACGAGGCUGCUGAUGACACUGAUGACACCAGCUCCGUGACCUCCUCUGCCAGCUCCACCACCUCCUCCCAGAGCGGCAGCGGCACAAGUCGCAAGAAGAGCAUCCCUUUGUCCAUCAAGAACCUGAAGCGAAAGCACAAGAGGAAGAAGAAUAAAAUUACUCGUGACUUCAAACCAGGAGACAGGGUGGCAGUGGAGGUGGUGACCACCAUGACCUCAGCUGACGUGAUGUGGCAGGACGGCUCCGUGGAGUGCAACAUCCGCUCCAAUGACCUCUUUCCUGUGCACCAUCUGGACAACAAUGAGUUCUGCCCUGGAGACUUUGUGGUCGACAAGCGAGUUCAGAGCUGUCCAGACCCUGCUGUGUAUGGCGUGGUGCAGUCUGGGGACCACAUCGGCCGCACCUGCAUGGUAAAGUGGUUCAAGCUGCGGCCGAGCGGGGAUGACGUGGAGCUGAUUGGAGAAGAGGAAGAUGUGAGCGUGUAUGACAUUGCUGACCACCCUGACUUUCGGUUCCGCACGACCGACAUUGUCAUUCGAAUAGGCAACACUGAAGAUGGGGCUGCACACAAUGAGGACGAACAGCCAUCAGUGGGUCAGGUGGCCCGUGUGGACGUCAGCAGCAAGGUGGAGGUGGUGUGGGCCGACAACUCGAAGACCAUCAUCCUGCCCCAGCACUUGUACAACAUUGAAUCCGAGAUUGAGGAGUCAGACUAUGAUUCAGUGGAAGGCAGCACCAGUGGGGCAUCUUCAGACGAGUGGGAGGAUGACAGUGACAGCUGGGAGACAGACAAUGGACUGGUGGAAGAUGAGCACCCCAAAAUAGAGGAGCCCCCCAUCCUGCCCACUGAGCAGCUGUCAGCACCCGAGGAGGACAAAGGCGUAGUGAUCAGUGAAGAGGCUGCCACCGCUGCCAUCCAGGGGGCCGUGGCCAUGCCUGCUCCCGUGGCAGGACUGAUGGAGAAGGCUGGCAAGGAUGGGCCCCCCAAGAGCUUCCGAGAGCUGAAGGAGGCCAUCAAGAUCCUGGAGAGCCUCAAAAACAUGACAGUGGAGCAGCUGCUCACUGGCUCUCCCACUUCCCCCACUGUGGAGCCUGAGAAACCCACCAGAGAGAAGAAGUUCUUGGACGACAUUAAGAAGCUGCAGGAGAACCUCAAGAAGACCCUGGACAACGUGGCCAUCGCAGAGGAGGAGAAAAUGGAGGCAGCACCUGACACCGAGCGCAAGGAGGACAAGCCUGAAGGGCAGUCGCCAGUGAAGGCCGAGUGGCCCAGCGAGACCCCUGUGCUCUGCCAGCAGUGUGGUGGCAAGCCCGGUGUCACCUUCACCAGCGCCAAAGGCGAGGUCUUCUCCGUGCUGGAGUUUGCACCUUCAAAUCACUCUUUUAAGAAAAUUGAGUUCCAGCCUCCAGAAGCCAAGAAGUUCUUCAGCACGGUGCGGAAGGAGAUGGCACUGCUGGCUACCUCACUGCCCGAUGGCAUCAUGGUCAAGACUUUUGAGGAUAGAAUGGACCUCUUCUCAGCUCUAAUCAAGGGCCCCACUCGAACCCCCUACGAAGACGGCCUCUACCUGUUUGACAUCCAGCUCCCCAACAUCUACCCAGCUGUGCCCCCCCACUUUUGCUACCUCUCCCAGUGCAGUGGCCGCCUGAACCCCAACCUGUAUGACAAUGGGAAAGUGUGUGUCAGCCUCCUGGGCACCUGGAUUGGAAAGGGGACAGAGAGGUGGACAAGUAAAUCCAGCCUACUCCAGGUGCUCAUCUCUAUCCAAGGUCUGAUCCUGGUGAACGAACCUUACUACAAUGAAGCCGGCUUCGACAGUGACCGGGGCCUGCAGGAAGGCUAUGAGAACAGUCGCUGCUAUAAUGAGAUGGCACUGAUCCGUGUGGUACAGUCCAUGACACAGCUGGUUCGGCGGCCCCCCGAGGUCUUUGAGCAGGAGAUCCGGCAGCACUUUAGCACCGGUGGCUGGCGGCUGGUGAACCGCAUCGAGUCCUGGUUGGAAACCCACGCGCUACUAGAGAGGGCCCAGGCGCUACCCAAUGGGGUCGCCAAGGACAGCAGCUCUCCAGAGACAGCUGCUACGGCCGAGCUCUCAGACUCUGGCCGAGAAGAACCUGAGGAUGUCGGAAUGGCCCCUGGAGAGGCCUCCCAGGGCUCAGACUCAGAGGGGGCUGUCCAGGGCCCGGCCUCCACUAGCAGGGACCACACAGAUCAGACUUCGGAGGUGGCACCUGAUGCAUCCGUACCACCCAGCGUCAAACCAAAGAAGCGGAGAAAGAGCUAUCGGAGCUUCUUGCCUGAGAAGAGCGGCUACCCUGACAUCGGCUUUCCCCUCUUCCCACUCUCUAAGGGUUUCAUCAAAAGCAUCAGGGGCGUCCUGACGCAGUUCCGGGCUGCGCUGCUAGAGGCAGGCAUGCCUGAAAGCACAGAGAACAAGUAGCCCCCAGCCCUCAAGGAAGGAGCGUCACGGUGGGAGAGGCCAGCUGCUGCCCGCUCACUCCCUCCCCUGGACCCACCCUUCUUCCCAGCCCCCCUCCCCAGUUUGAGCUUCCCACUGCCCCCCUCCCCAAGGCAAGUUUGAUGCUGUCGCAAAACAAUCUCACUAAGCAGGUCCCCUGUGGUAAAGAGAACUGGAACCCAGUUGCAAUUUCCCACUUGUCACCCAAGGCAGGAUGUCACGACACUUGUUCCCUUGCUGCCCUUUUCUCAGGUCAGAGGUGGGGUGCUCCAGGGCCCUGCAGAUGGGCAAGAGAGUGGAUGUGCCUUGCAUGAUGUACGGGCUGCUCUUGCAGUGUCCCUGGUCCCUUUUAUCCUCUGCAGUUGGACUGUAGUCCCCGAUAUCCCCGCUGCCACCACCACUGGGUCCCCUCGAUUCCCAGUGUCAACACUUAUCUCAUGGGAGCUGUAACUGCUACCACUGACUUCUGGCUCUGGCCUGUUUGCCACACUAUACCUUUAGGCCUAUUGAACUUGCUCUCUGCAAGAAGGGAGGAGCAGGGUAGGUUCAGGGUGACCCCCCAGGAGAGGUGGUGGCCCUCACACCAACAUGGGCCAAGGACAGGCUACUGAGAGCAGCAGCUGCAGCUGCCUCACUUGCUUCUCCCACCUACAGCUAGUGGGGCACCUGCAGUUCUGGCCUCAGCCGUGCCUGUGGGGACUUCGUAGAGGUCUGCACCCCAUCCAGUGUGCUCUCCACCAACGGAGCAGGAGCUCGGGCCAGGCAGGUACCCACCAAGGCCUCCCCUGGCCAGUGGCCCAGCCCCACGUGGGGUGAGUGAGGCCUUAGAAGCCCUGCGGCACAUAAUGCACUGCAGUCCAGAGACAGAGAAAGUGGUAGCAGCGGGAGCUCACCCCAACCCCCUCCUCCCCAGAGACUGGCCCAGAGGUUUACAAGUUUUCUAGGCUUUUGAUAAUGUGAAGCUCCAGGUAAAGAGGAUGCUGUUGAGCACAUUGCAGCUAUGUAAUUUCUGGUUUAUGUAUGUAAUAUUUAAGGUUGGAAAAAAAUCUCAAAAGCAGUUAUUAACUCUUAAUAGAAAAAAAAAAGACAAAAAAAAAAAAAAAAAGCCAAAGCAUGAUUCGUUUUGUCAGCCUUAAGUGGGCUCCACGCCUGUACUGUGCCAGGACCGCGUGGGCAGCAGAGUUGGGAAGGACAGAGCUGUACUGCGCCGCAGGACUCCCAGGCACUCAGACUAUCUAAACACACAUCCAAGUGCCCAGGGCUGUGCAUCCCUGUGUGCCGUCUACAUGGAGAUAUGAAUGCCUACUGCUUCCAAUACCUGUAUAAAAUGCUGUGUGAUUAAACAUUUUUUUACUUGCAAUUUUUUUUGGGUUGGCUCAUUAACAAGACAAGGUGACACCAUUAAACUUGCCUCUGCCAUUCA
Messenger RNA from Cavia porcellus (domestic guinea pig), 5434 nucleotides. It is a transcript of the gene Ube2o, whose product is annotated as ubiquitin conjugating enzyme E2 O. Gene Ontology annotation, molecular function: ubiquitin conjugating enzyme activity. The coding region runs from base 85 to 3993 and encodes 1302 amino acids. Lineage: Eukaryota; Metazoa; Chordata; Mammalia; Rodentia; Caviidae. The record is from RefSeq and is a predicted model, not a curated record. The transcript is spliced from 18 exons.